Molecule: messenger RNA, 705 nt
Organism: Bipolaris victoriae FI3
Lineage: Eukaryota; Fungi; Ascomycota; Dothideomycetes; Pleosporales; Pleosporaceae
Exons: 1
Coding region: 1-705 (234 amino acids)
Molecular function (GO): acyltransferase activity, transferring groups other than amino-acyl groups
Source: RefSeq, a predicted model, not a curated record
AUGGCGUCGUCUUCUUUCAUCCUCCUUACACCUCGGCUAGUUCUCAUCCCCACACCCCUCGCCGUCAACAUCAAAUCUUAUGUAAAUCUCUACGCCAGUCUACAUGCCGACGCGGCUUUUUGCGAGAUGGGAUUUGGGGCGUCUUUCCCAGCAAGAAAUUGGACAGAAGAAGAAACACGGGAAAUCAUCUUAACACGAGAUAUUGCUCGAUGCUGGCAAGAGAGGCAUUUGGGCGACCUUGCAGUGGGCCUACGAUCAACAGCACAAAUCGACCAACUGACUACACGACCCAUUACUGGAACCAAUGACCAAGUACAUAUCAUCGAAGAGCACGAAACAGAAACGAUAUCUCAAGCAUUGAGUAACGUGGAAUGGGUAGGAUAUGCGGGUGUGCGCGAUGCAACUACAACAUCUAUGCCGCUGCGCACUGAUGCAGACCCCCCAUUACCGCACUGGCAAGAAAUGAUUGAACUUAGGUAUGGUGUUGCGCCAGCGUGCUGGGGUAAGGGUAUGGCCCGCGAAGCCGCAGAAGCCGUUAUGCAGUGGGCUAGCAGAGAAAGAGGUGUGAAGCGGUUUAUUGCUGAGACGGAAAAAGAGAACGCGAGGAGUGCAAGGGUCUUGGAAAAGAUGGGUUUCGUGAAGAGGGACGGGAUUGAUUAUUGGAAAGAGGAGGGAGAGGUAGAGUGGGAGAGAGUGUUCGUGUGA